Messenger RNA from Brassica oleracea var. oleracea, 1046 nucleotides. RefSeq lists its product as uncharacterized. The coding region runs from base 45 to 1046 and encodes 333 amino acids. Gene Ontology annotation, molecular function: cysteine-type peptidase activity. The transcript is spliced from 6 exons. Gene Ontology annotation, biological process: nucleus organization; proteolysis. NCBI's taxonomy places the organism in Eukaryota, Viridiplantae, Streptophyta, Magnoliopsida, Brassicales, Brassicaceae. Gene Ontology annotation, cellular component: nucleus. The record is from RefSeq and is a predicted model, not a curated record.
UCGCCAAGCCAGAAUCUGAGAUCGUCGCUGAUAGCAAACACAAGAUGGAUCUCUCUGCGUUAGCUGAAGUGAAGAAACGAGAAGAUGGCUUGAACAAGGACGUUCAGAUUGCUAAAGAGUGUAUCUCUAAUCAAGAGAUUGAUGAUCUCGUUGCGGCUACAAAGAGAUUAGUUGUACAAGUUGUGGGGAAGGAAGCUGGAUUUGAUCAAGACUCGAUCAAGAAGAGGGAUAAAGCUGCCCUUAUUGCUUCCAUCGCCAAGCUUGAAUCUGAGUUGCAUGAGAUUCGUGCUGAAGGACAAGAGGAUAUUCUCGUUUGCCCCAACUUUUAUCCUACGGGUCUGACUAAGAAUGUCAAGACUGAUGCAGAAGCACUCGGAGGUUCUUCUGUUCAAGAACCCAAGAUAGAUAGGAAGCUGAGGGCUGAGAUAGACUUCACAAGCCCCUCUAGUACGCCGCCAGCUUUCAUCAAUAUUGUAGAUCACCCAUGCUUGUUGUGGGAUGUCAAAGACCCUAAGAAAGACUUGACUUCAGAGAAGAAUUGGAAAGACGAAGGCCGGGGAGGCCCGGUCCGAAACCAGGGAAAUCAUAACAAUUGUUGGACUUACUCGUCCACCGAUGUCUACAGCUCCCAUCGAUUGAGAAACGAAGAAGACGAGGAUUUUCGCGUUAUGAGCGCGAGAUAUCUAACAUUUUACGUCAGUGAGAAAGAGCGAGAGAGGGAACGUAGACAUGGAGAGAGGAAAACACACCAAUGCCACGGAUUCCCAGUAAUAGAUGGUCUUAGAUUCAUAAAGGAGCAUGGGGUUCCAGAAGAAUCUCCUCGGGAUGCUAAAACUGAUUACAGCUGCGUUAAAAAUCCGCCAUCUCGAACUCAAAAAUUGUUCCAUUUUGGUGCUGACGUUGAGUUCAUGGAGUCAGAUAAAAUUGAAGACUUGCAGAAGAUGCUUCUGCACCAGCCUGUCUCUGCAAAUAUGAUUCUGUAUAACCCGGAAUACGAGGACAUUCUUACGUUACAAUUGGUUAUUGCAGUUAGAGGAAAUCUAUGA